AUGAAGCUUCAUGUUGGUGACUCCGAGACAAACUUACAAAAUGUGAAUAUUAUUCGUUCUGCAAAGUCCAGCAGCAACUGGGAUGUCAAUGAGCUAAUCGCUUACAACAUAACCGUCACUGCUGUACUAUCACAGCAAUUCUUUCCCCAGGAGAUAGAUGUACCUCUAACCGCGGCAGGCCUUGAUCCCGCGCUUGCCACCGCCGACUCGGACGUGCGCCCUGACCCUGAUGUCUCGCGCAACACGUCUCUUUUUCUCCGGUAUCUUCAUGAUGCCACCACACCAGAUUUUUGGGUUCAGAAUGUUCGUGUGUCGAGCAUCAACGACUUCGCUUGUCAGCUUCUCAUUACAGUUGGCUUCACAAGGGGUCCGUAUUGCGUGUCAAGACGACGCUCGAUCCCAUUGUUGAUCUGUGAUUAUAACCGCAAAGUUGCGCAGAUAAGCGUAUGCUUGCGGGAUACGGAAUCAGACAUGCUACUUCUUCUACAAAUGGACAAGACGCAGAUAGGUAGCUCAAAUGUCGAAGCACGUAUGAUUCCAGGAGCCAUUGCGGCCUACCAGCUCAACAACAACAAGCGGCAAGAGAGGGGCCUGCACCCACUCGAUGUCAUGACUAUGCCUUGCAUCACCAUGAUUGGGACGCGCCCCACCUUCUACUUGGUGCCCGUCACCAAAGCGUUGAGCGAUGCAGUCAAUUCCUGUCAAUAUCCGUCAGCUAGGACUGAGGUGUUGAAAUGCGAGGUCGCCAGUGAUCACAAUGGAGGCAUGGAGGCACCGGAAUACAGGGGCAUCGCCUUGCAGUAUUAUGUUGCAUUCGAAUCCCUUGCGAAAAGCCACUGGGAGAAGUUUCUUCGUUAA
Suillus plorans is the source of this 858-nucleotide messenger RNA. RefSeq lists its product as uncharacterized. The transcript has 2 exons. Lineage: Eukaryota; Fungi; Basidiomycota; Agaricomycetes; Boletales; Suillaceae. Bases 1 to 858 code for a protein of 285 amino acids. The record is from RefSeq and is a predicted model, not a curated record.